UCAAUUACGCAACGUUAUGUCCAGUUCCGCCCGCCCAGUAGUCUGAAGACUUCACGCGCGUGCGCAGUUCGUGUUCGUGAAAGGUAGCCGUCUUUUCGCCACAAUAAAUAACACCAUACAUAGUGAAUGAUGAGUUAAUUGAGUGUUGCGAUUGAUAUUAAUAUAUAUUAGGACAGAACUAAUAGUAACUGACAAUAAUGGGUCAAGAUAAUAAAAAUACUGAUACGUAUGAGGUACAUAAAUCUGAAGAACUCGGGCGCUACCUCAUCGCCGCACGUGAUCUGUCACCGGGUGAUGUUGUAUUAACAGAACUACCGCUGGUCUUCGGGCCUAAAGCCAUGUUUGACCCCGAAGCAUCGAUGCCAUGUGUCGGGUGCUAUAAGCCGGUGUUUACUGACGUAGGAGAGAGGUGUUCCAGUUGCGGAUGGCCUGUUUGUUCUGGCCACUGUCCAGGGUUAAAGGACCCGCGCCAUCAUGGAGUCGAAUGUGCCAUCCUCAGCGCCCGACCUGAAUGCGUCCUUGACAAUAUGGCUGAAUAUUACAGGCAUGAUGCGCUGUUGCCGUUACGUUGCGUUCUCCUUCAACAUACGGAACCAGAGAAAUGGAAGAAGUUAUUGCAAAUGCAAUCCCAUAUGGAAUGUCGAACACCUGGAACUGAUAUCUUUGACGAAGCCAACGAAUUCAUCGUUGAAUAUCUAAUGAAUGGUUUCAUUAAUAAAUUAGAUAUUACAGUUAAAAACAAAUAUCUUAAAGAAAUAUCUGAAGAUAUUUUACAUGUAAUAUGUGGAAUUAUAGAUACAAAUGCUUUAGAAAUAAGAUUGCCUGACGGUGCAGAACUAAACGCAUUAUAUUCAACUACAUGUUUAAUGGAACACAGCUGUAUACCGAAUACAAAACAUAUAUUCAAUCUUUCAACAAAAGACAGAAACGAUUUUUACCGAAUUACAGUUAAAGCAGUGGUACCUAUUACAAAAGGUAAUCAUAUCGCUACAAUGUACAGUCACGCAUUAUGGGGUACUCAAGCUAGAAGACAACAUUUGAAAGAAACGAAGUAUUUCUCCUGUAAAUGUCAAAGAUGCAGUGAUCCAACCGAAUUAGGUACCUAUUUAAGUGCUAUGAAAUGCUUCGGUGAUGAUAAAGGUCCCUGUGAUGGAGUCCAUCUACCUGAAGAUCCACUGGAUGAGGAGACAGAAUGGGCAUGCAGUAAAUGCUCUAUAAAAGUAAAUAAUUCGCAAAUAAAUAUGUUAAUAUCUCAAAUGGGGGAAGAAGUCGAAAAUGUUCAGAUGAUGGGUGGGUCUAUCAACACGUUGGAAAAUAUACUGUGUCGCCUAUCGACUUUCUUACAUCCUAAUCAUUAUCAUCUGUAUUCUAUUAAACAUUCACUCGUACAGUUAUAUGGUAGACAAGCUAGUUAUAUGUCUGAAGAAAUAUUGGACAAGAAAAUCAAGAUGUGUAAAGAUUUAAUUUGUAUCACGAAAACUCUAGAUCCAGGUAAUGCUAGACUUAGUUUAUAUAGCGCAGUUUUACAUCAUGAGUUGCAUUCCGCUUUACUUCUUAAAUCACAAAAGGCUAAGACUGAUGGGACUAUUAAGACUGUCGAGGAAAUUAAACCGUUUCUAGAAGAAGCUAAGGGCUCGUUGGAAAUAGCAUUACUUACAUUAGGAGACGAUAUUGAAGAAACAUCGGGUAAAAGAUUGUUUAAAGUUAUUGAAGACAGUAAAAGUGAUUUUGACAAGUUUUGUAAAGGAAAAAAUAUUCAUGUUUAAACAACUAUAUUCGGACAACAAAAAUGAAUUAAACAUAAUUUGAAUUCUUAAUUCUAAUAUCACAGUAAUUGAAUUGUUUGGUUAUUUAAUCAUCGUAAUAAAUUAUUUUUGGUAAAAGUAAAAGUAUUAGAAAAAAAGUACAAUAUUUUUUUUAAAUACAUAUUAUGCUAACCGCUUCUUGUAUACCAGUUCAAACCAGCUCUUGCAUUAUCAUCAUUCACCGACGAUACUAUCCAUUCAGUAAAUUUAGAUACUCUCGAAUAAAUUCCUGGCAUUUUAGCUCUAGCACAACCACUGCCAGUGGAAACAA
Molecule: messenger RNA, 2076 nt
Organism: Nymphalis io (European peacock)
Lineage: Eukaryota; Metazoa; Arthropoda; Insecta; Lepidoptera; Nymphalidae
Gene: SmydA-5
Product: SET domain-containing protein SmydA-8
Exons: 6
Coding region: 198-1766 (522 amino acids)
Molecular function (GO): protein binding
Source: RefSeq, a predicted model, not a curated record